Molecule: messenger RNA, 2621 nt
Organism: Funneliformis geosporum
Lineage: Eukaryota; Fungi; Glomeromycota; Glomeromycetes; Glomerales; Glomeraceae
Source: the annotation of a GenBank genome assembly
UGGAAUCCAUUUCCUCUGAAAAAGAUAAGCAGGUAUCGGUUGACAAAAGGGUGCUUCGUAAGGAAAAUCAGAAAAAACAAAGGGAAAAGUUCAUUCAGGAAGUGUCCGAGGAUGAUUCGAUACCUUCAGUAUCUUCCCAAAGAGAAUCAGAUUCAAGCACCAAUUGUUCAAAUACUAUAGAUGAGCCAGGCUCAAAUUCUUUGAAUGUUUGUCUAGUGCAAACAGUACGAAGCUGUGAUCCCUUAGCAGUAGAGAUGGGAACGCCAACCUUUUCUCUUUUGUAUGAAAAGCUUUGUGAUGCCGUUGUCCUUGCUGAUCGUGCAACCCAAGAAGCUAUUUUGUGUUAUUGUCAAUUUGGGAAAGCUCUUAUUCAGAGACGAGGUGAGAUAGCAUCUGAAAAACAAGUUAACCCGGAAUCUAAUACCAUCAAUAAUAUGUCAGUUGACUACAGCAUUAAGAUAGAAUCGUCCACCUGUGCUCUACCAAAAGACACUUUGCUAAGCGAUGAGAAAAAUUCUGAAUUGUCACAUCCUGAUCUCGGUUCAGGAAGUGAUAAGAAAAAUUCUGAGUUGUCACAUACUUCUAACACAUCGGAGGAACAAGCACUUAAUACAUCUUUAAACGAAACUUCUCCUGAAAGUUGGUCUCUUGAUAAUCUGGCUGAAUGGUGCUACCUUAAUGUUUCAUGCGACAAAAAGAGAAUUUUGGAUAGGAUGAAAAAAAGUAUUCAAGAUGUGCGUGAUAAUCCUGUCUCAGACUAUGCUAAGCUGAAAGCCGAUUAUAUGUUCACGAAUCUAGAGGCAAGUAUUAGUCUUCAUUUGGCACAUUUCGGGACUGUUGGUCGUCUGGGUGUUGAACUGUUGCCUUGGAAAUCGAAUAAAAACAAGGGCGAUUAUUUCAAAUGUUUAGAGGAUCUGAAGAAAAUAAGAGAUAACGAAACCCUUCAACUGGCACGAAUAAAAAGCGAAGAAAAUAUACGAAUGGCUAAAGUCAAGUCGAAACACUUGCAAGAACAUACCACCACAGUAGUGGAAUUCCAUAAGAACAUCGCCGAUGAUCUCACCACUAUUGAUCGUGAUGUGAAGCCGACAAAAAAGAAAUCGUCUAGAAAAAGAAAAACAAUAAAUUAUGCCGAAAGUUCAGAGGAAAAUCAUUCAUCGGAUGCAGACUACACGGAGAAACCCAAGAAAAAAAAGGAAUCAGGAUCAAAGCGAUUACGAGGAAAAGCGAACUGUGAUGAUAUGGACAAAGGUGACAUUAUCGUAGAAACUUCAGAGACACCAGAAGAUAAUACUUCGCAUGAAAUUACUCCAGGCACAUCCCAACAAUCCUCGAUACCACCAGAAAUUUCAGAAUUACUGACACCAUCAGGACCAGAAGAUACUACUUCGCAUGAAAUUACUCCAGGCACAUCCCAACAAUCCCCGACACCAUCAGAAAUUUCAGAAGAUAUUACUACUUCGCGUGAAGGCACACCAUGUCCAGUCAUCCAAUCGAUCCAACAGACAUCAUUAAAUACUAUUUCUAUUUCGCAUGAUACACCACGUUCAGUUAUUCAAUCGACCCAACAAGCCUCAAUUUUUACACCGCAAAAACCUAUCAUAACAAAAACUAUGUAUGAUAGAUAUUCACCAUACCUCAUUUGCGCAUUUAACGCAACAAUAAAUUACAUCGAGGAAUCUGUUGAAGAGGGAGUCUAUAUAGAAAUAAAAAAUCUAUUACAAGCAAAAGACCGACUUAUUUUGCAAGAAACAAUUGUUAAUAAGCUGGAUGCGUUAUUUGAAACAGAAUACACAAAGAUCGAGUCAAAAAUCAUUUCGGAAACAGAAAUUAACGGCGACAACCAGACAGAGGAAGCAAGAUUUAAUUUCUUCAUAAGGGACACACUCCUAGAUUUCGUCGCAAACUUCAGGUACAGAAUGCCGAGAGUUUUAGACCGUGAAAUCUCUGAAAGAACAUAUAUUGUGGAAUCUCUUUCACCUAUAUUCCGUGCAUUCCGAAAUGCAUUUCCGGAUAUUAAAUACGAUUGGAUCGAAAAAAACGUUGCUUCAAUAAAAGAGGCAAACAAUAUGUUUGCAGAUGAUAUCAGUCCACGAAAAACGGAUCUACUUGUCAUACGUUUAUCAGACGGAUUAGAAAUAAUGAACACUGAAGUCUCUGGACCUCCCUUUAAAGUUACACGAGAACACACAGUCGGAGAUGCUAAAAAGUUGCUUAUGAUGUCUCUAUGUAGCCUUUGCCGAAUGCUUGGAAAUAACCUAGAUUGCAGUAUCGAAAUUGCUAAAGAAAUAAAAUCAUACAGCAUUCAAAUUAUUGGGGAUCGUCUUACGUUGUUCUCAGUCUCUCUCAUAGGCAAAGAGAAGUUCUUGGCCGUCGAACUGGUUUCUUGCUUGAUUCCGUUUUCAUUCGAUGCAAUUCAUUAUUAUACAAAAAUAUUUAAUUUCUUCAUGACAAUUCGAACUGAGUUUGUGAAUCAGGAGAAGUUACGGAGAAAAAUGUACUCUUCCGCUCUAGUUGACAAUUCUGAGAAGGUACGAGAUUGGCUACUCUUACCUGAUGAUUACUUUUUCUAUGAUCUAAAACCUCUACCAGAGGACAUAGAUGAAGUCAUUGUAAUAUGA